CAAUUCAUCUGAUGUAUUUGGUACCUGUUCUAAAGAAACGAUUCGAAUAUGGAAUAUAAAAACUAGCCAAGAACUCUUGCGAAUAACAGUAAAGAACAUGGUUUGUAAUGCUAUGUGCUUUUCUCCAAAUGGACAAUGUAUUAUUAGUGGAUGGGAUGAUGGUAAUAUAAGAGCUCAUACUCCAGAAACUGGGAAAUUAUUAUUCAUAAUUCAUAAUUCUCAUAGUAAAGCAAUAACUGCAGUAGCGAUGACAUUAGAUUCAAAUUUCAUUAUUAGCAGUGGUAGUGAAGGAGAAGUACGCUUAUGGAAAAUAUUGUCCAAUAAGCAGUCCCUCGUAACAUCAAUGAAAGAACAUAGAGGUCCGGUUUCAUGUAUUCGAGUGCAUAAAAAUGAGAAAGAAUGUGUAACUGCCAGCACAGAUGGAACUUGUGCUAUCUGGGAUUUACAAGACUACAAAAGGAAUCAAAUUGUAUCAUCUCAUAGUAUAUUUCAUGAAGUAUGUUAUGGUGCAAAAGAAUGUCAAAUUGUUACUUGUGGUACGAAUCGGAAAAUCGAAUUCUGGGAAGUUUAUGACGGUUCCAAAAUAAGAACUUUGGAUGCUUCCAAUCUAGGAUCAAUUAAUAGUUUGGAUGUUACACCGGAUGAUAAACAUUUUGUAAGUGGUGGAGAAGAUAAAUUAUUAAAG
Molecule: messenger RNA, 685 nt
Organism: Centruroides sculpturatus (bark scorpion)
Lineage: Eukaryota; Metazoa; Arthropoda; Arachnida; Scorpiones; Buthidae
Product: cilia- and flagella-associated protein 52-like
Exons: 3
Biological process (GO): mRNA splicing, via spliceosome
Cellular component (GO): U4/U6 x U5 tri-snRNP complex
Molecular function (GO): U4 snRNA binding; protein binding; U6 snRNA binding
Source: RefSeq, a predicted model, not a curated record